This is a messenger RNA of Knipowitschia caucasica, 435 nucleotides long. The record is from the annotation of a GenBank genome assembly. Lineage: Eukaryota; Metazoa; Chordata; Actinopteri; Gobiiformes; Gobiidae.
AUGGGACGACCGUUCAGAGUUCUGCUGGUCUUCAGUCUCGUGUUGGUCUUCAGUCUAGUGUUGGCCACUAACGAGCAAACUGGGACGUACUACUGCGCUGUGGCCGCCUGUGGACAAGUCCUGUUCGGGAACGGGACCGAGGUCAGGGUCAGAGACGGAGUGGACCCCAUCCUCUACAUCCUGAGUGGAGCUUUGGGUCUGUCCUUGGUCCUGGGUCUGGUUCUGACUGUAGCCGUCUUCAGGCUGAAGCACAGGUACAGCGUCCUCUCUGCAGAGCUCAUAUUCAAUUCCAGAACAUCGUCUGUGAAUAAUACAGAGGGUCCGGAGCAGGACGAGGACUCUCUUCACUACGCUGCUCUGAACGUUCAGUCUUCCUCCAGACGACAGAGAGUCAUGGUUCAGACAGAAUGUGUUUACUCCAGCGUUCACCUGUGA